AUGGAAAUAAUGGAUGAACGUAAGAAAAAAAAGGUAGAUGCAGAAAGAUUACGACGUAAGAAAAUAAAUCAUCGUCUAGAUCAUCUUCGCAAUAUAUUAGCACUCAGUAAAGAUAUGACACGAAUUCAAAUACUCAAAUAUGCAGCUGACAAACUGAUUGGUAUACCUUUAACAAACACUUCUACUACUGAAUAUAAAUCAGAUCCAUUAUGUCUUAUAACUCCUAAGCCAUAUGAACAAAUUAAAUUCCUUUUACAUAAUGACUCAAUAACUGACAAGAUAAAAUUUACAAAAGCAUCAAUAGAACAAUAUCGUCGACGUCUAGAAAGAAUUGAAUAUGAUCGAAUACAUUCAUUUCUUGGUGGUGAAAAGAUGUCCGAUAUACAAUUAUUAGAUAAAUUAAUUGAAAUCAUAGAAAAUAUUGAAAAUUUUAAUAGAAAUCAAAAUUUAAAUAUGAAAUUAUCCGCGCCAAUCUCAUCACCAUUAACAACAGCCAUAAAAACAAUGAAAAUAAAAAUCAAUAAAAGGAAAGGAUUAAAAUUAUCGAAUAAUAAUAAUAAUAAUAAUAAUAAUAAUAAUAAUCAAUUCAUUCAUUCAUUUGAGCAAUCAAAAAUCAAUAAAUCAAUAAAACAAAAUAAUCAGUUCUAUGAAUAUAAUCAAAUACAAAAAAUCAAUAAUUUACAAAAAGAAAUAAGCAUGAAUAAAUAUUGGCGCCCAUGGGAGGAUGAAGAGAAUGAACAAGAGGAGGAGGAGGAGGAGGAGGAGGAGGAGGAGGAGGAGGAAGGAGAAGGAGAGGAUGAAAAUGUAUUUAGUUGA
Molecule: messenger RNA, 816 nt
Organism: Schistosoma bovis
Lineage: Eukaryota; Metazoa; Platyhelminthes; Trematoda; Strigeidida; Schistosomatidae
Source: the annotation of a GenBank genome assembly